GACACACGCGCGCCGGAUGUGCGUGUAAGAGACGAAUUGAAUAUUAUAUUAUUUUAAUUUCAGAAGGAAACAUGGUAUUGAGCUUCGUUUUUGGGCUAUUUGACCCCAAAACUUGAAGGCCUUAUAUGUGAUGAUUUCUCGCGGGAAACAACGGCUCCAAGGUGGACGAAUGGCCAUUAAUGACUGGUGACUUUGGAAAACAUGUGUUUUACUUUAAUUUAUUAAUUAAAAACAGGGCAACUAUUAAUUAUUUAAUACAAAAACGUACGAACCCUAUCUCUUUGCCUGUCUCCUUGUUGAGGAGUAAAAAAGGCUACCGAACAAGGGAACUUGAGGCAGCGAAUUUUACACACAGAGGCAUGAGCUGCAUCCGAUAUGGUGAGGGAGGAAAGGGUAUGGCGGAUGGUGGGUGUUCUGUAUCUAGCAUCGAAGGUGUUCACGAUUCAUACAUCGUUGUAAUCUCUGGACGGUGGAUUAUGUACGACACUGGUGACUGGGAUUUUAAACUUGAUAGCGACCGUAUGGGGAGGGCUGUCUAUGCGAAGUUGAUAACUUCUGUUGAAGACUUGAAGCGGGCCAUUAUUGAGUCAUACGGUCUAGUUGGAAUGUCUGUUGCCGUUGAGAUGUCAUAUUGGCUUGGUGAACACGGAUCUUGUGUUGUUGGUGAAAGAGAAGCUCCUGUUCAAAUUUCCAACGAUAAGGAUUUCGACUUGUUUACUUCGGCACGUAAGGUGGACAAGUACAUCAACGUAUUUGUCACAUUCAAAGAGGAAAUAGAUGGGAAAAUCCAUUUUCUGAGGCCAAUGGGGAAUCUUUUGAAGUCCAAAGAAGAGGAAGUUGAGGAGGGGUUAAAGGAAACACCUCCAUCCAGCCCUCUCAAACGCCGCCGCACAAGCCCCGAUCACCGCAGUAGCAAACGUGCUCGCAAGGCGGAGAGAAAAGGUGACCCGGAGGAUGAGGGUUAUGGAUACCCCGGCGAAGAAGAGACGGGGUUAAAGGACGAUGAUGAAGGUGACUACUGGGAGUGGUUGCAGAUGGACACGGACGUGGAUGACGACGCUUCCGACUGGACCGACGACACAUUGGGUUCUGGGCAGUUCAGGAUGGACAACUACCCAGACAGCUCCGGCACCGACUCCAGCACCUACGAAUACUAA
This is a messenger RNA of Brassica oleracea var. oleracea, 1157 nucleotides long. RefSeq lists its product as uncharacterized. The record is from RefSeq and is a predicted model, not a curated record. The transcript is spliced from 3 exons. The coding region runs from base 180 to 1157 and encodes 325 amino acids. Lineage: Eukaryota; Viridiplantae; Streptophyta; Magnoliopsida; Brassicales; Brassicaceae.